AUUCAUCAACCUGGUUAAAGAGAGGAUGUCGCUGAUUCCGAGUUUCUUUGGUGGCAGAAGGAGCAACGUUCUCGAUCCAUUUUCCCUUGAUGUUUGGGAUCCAUUCAAAGAUUUUCCAAUCUCCAAUUCACUUUCCAAUUCCUUUGCUGAUAAUUCAGCAUUUGUGAGCACACGUGUGGACUGGAAGGAGACUCCAGUAGCGCACGUGUUCAAGGCGGAUCUUCCUGGACUGAAGAAGGAAGAAGUGAAGGUGGAGAUUAAAGAUGAUAAAGUUCUUCAGAUAAGCGGAGAGAGAAACGUUGAGAAAAAAGAUAAGAACGAUCAAUGGCAUCGCGUGGAGCGUAGCAGUGGGAAAUUCAUGAGAAGGUUUAGAUUACCAGAGAAUGGGAAAUUCAUGAGAAGGUUUAGAUUACCAGAGAAUGCUAAAAUGGAUCAAGUGAAAGCGAACAUGGAGAAUGGAGUUCUCACUGUAACAGUCCCUAAACAAGAAGUGAAGAUACCUGAAGUCAAGACCAUUGAUAUCUCUGGCUAAGUCAAAUUCGAGUUCUGUGUUAGAAUGGCGUUCUUUGCUUUAUUCUAACGCUUACUAUGUGUUUUUUUUGUGUGUGUUGCUGUACUGUGUGCAUGGAA
Messenger RNA from Vicia villosa (hairy vetch), 630 nucleotides. Its product is annotated as 18.2 kDa class I heat shock protein-like. NCBI's taxonomy places the organism in Eukaryota, Viridiplantae, Streptophyta, Magnoliopsida, Fabales, Fabaceae. Gene Ontology annotation, biological process: response to hydrogen peroxide; response to salt stress; protein complex oligomerization. The transcript has a single exon. The coding region runs from base 26 to 532 and encodes 168 amino acids. The record is from RefSeq and is a predicted model, not a curated record.